Drosophila innubila is the source of this 1339-nucleotide messenger RNA. RefSeq names its product pro-resilin (gene Cpr56F). The coding region runs from base 119 to 763 and encodes 214 amino acids. NCBI's taxonomy places the organism in Eukaryota, Metazoa, Arthropoda, Insecta, Diptera, Drosophilidae. Gene Ontology annotation, cellular component: extracellular matrix. The record is from RefSeq and is a predicted model, not a curated record. The transcript has 2 exons.
ACAUCAACCAAUCAACAAACCAACUUUAAUCCCAGUCAAAACUUCGCUACUGUUGCCGAGUUUGCAGUAAAAGUUUCGUGUGUGUUUUGUACUAAACCCAAGCAAGUGACUACACAAAAUGAAGUGCUUUACAACAAUUGCGCUGCUCGUCUGCCUGGCCGCCUGGACGCAAGCGGAGCCACCAGUACCCCAGAACCAAUAUCUGCCGCCCAAUCAGUCGCCUCAGGCGCCAACCAACAACUAUUUGCCACCCACACAAAGCUAUCAGUCGCCGUCCAACAACUACUUGCCGCCACAGCGUGCCGGCAAUGGCGCUGGAGCGGCACCCAGCAACAGCUAUGGUGCUCCUCUGCCCCAGAGCCAGUAUGGUGCACCAGCCUUGACCGGAGCGAUCUUCAAGGGACAGAAUGGCGGCGGUGCUGGCGGCUAUGGCGGUGGCAAUGCUGGUUACGGACAGCGCGACGAGGAACAGUACGGUCCGGCCAAAUACGAGUUCAAAUACGAUGUGCAGGAUUACGAGUCGGGCAAUGACUUUGGACACAUGGAAUCUCGUGAUGGUGAUCUCGCCGUUGGCCGUUACUACGUCCUGUUGCCCGAUGGCCGCAAACAGAUUGUCGAGUAUGAGGCUGAUCAGAACGGUUACCGUCCAACCAUCCGUUAUGAGCAGGUGGGCAAUGGCAAUGGCAACGGCAACGGCAAUGGACGCAAUGCAGGUGGUUACGAUAGCAAUGCGCAGGCGGGCAAGUUCAAUGGCUACCAAUAAGGAGAGUGCUGAAGGCGUUACCUUCUAGUGUUUUUUUCCAAUUUAAGUCGACCCUGUAACUAUACUUGUCUACUAUACACAUCGUUGUUGUAUCGCUAACCUAGCUGAGAGUAUUAAAUGUAUCUGUAACUUUGGUGCUGGCGCGGCGAUAACAGUUUGACAUGCACUCUUCUCGUAUUCAACUCUCCUUCUAUUCUCUCUCUCUAUCUCUCUCUGUCAGUCUCUCUGUUUAUUUAGUGCAACGCCGCCAUUUUGCCAUAGCCAGGCGCGUUCCAAUAUCCACUGUUCCUUCUUUCACAUGUCCCAUGUCUCACUUUGUAUUUUUGCCGUUUGUUUUGUUAAGCGCCUUCAUUUUGUGUCAGUCCACACAGACACACACAAACACACACACACCACAACCACAACCAACACCAACAUGACCAUCACACGCAUUCAUACAUACUUAUACAUAAGCAUUGUAUUUAAUUUUAAUGAAUCUUUAUAAAAACUAAAAAAAAUGCAUUUGGAGCACACACGAAACAUGCAAAUUAUGUAAACAUCAUGUGUACGAAAACAUAUGAGAUUUUUUGUGUAAAA